AAACCAGAGUCUCAGACGGACUGUGUGGAGUACUACAACGCCAUUCAGAAUGGAAAGAAAGUGAGGCUGCGCCGACACCGAAGAACCAUCCGCAUCCUGCAACAGAGGGCGGCCAACCGGCGAGCACGCCAACUGCAACAAAGGGCAGACAUUGAGAUCAUCCAUCGGGAACACUCUCCAGAUCACAUGAUCACCUGGACUGGGCCUGGCUUCGCUCGUGUUAGAGAUGGCGCUGGCCUCUUGUUUCACAUCAACAACAUCCCGUAUCCCAUGGACUAUGACAUCAUGAUCCGAUAUGAGCCUGAGUCAGCAGAGGACUGGGAAGCCAUUGUCAGUGUGACAUCUCAGAUAUUACCCAUGAGCCCUCGCUGUGGAAAUGUGCUACCCUCUGAGCAGAUGUAUCGGGAAAAACUGCCACAUUCAGAGAGAUAUCUGGUCCUCUCGAAGCCCUUUUGCUUUGAAAAUAACAACCAGUAUGAAAUCAGCAUCCGCUUCCAGCGUUUGGAGGCCACCAAUCGACAUCCGGGAUCCUUCAUCCUCGUUGACUCGCUGGUUCUUCUGCCCAAAGUCUACGAACUGCCCGGUUUCCAUGGUAACGAUCCCACAUCCACGCACCACCGGGAAGAAAUGGAGACCUACAGGUGCCUGGAGUCUUUCAAGAUGGCCACCAUGCCGGUCCUGGCGGAGAUGUGCAUCAAGCUGCUGUGCAGUAUCUCCGCCAUUGUCCACGACGGAGCUCUGCCCUGUCUGUGCGAUUUGCAAGGUUCGCUCAGCGCCGUGUGCGACAAAAUCGGAGGCCAGUGUAUGUGCAAACCC
This is a messenger RNA of Staurois parvus, 816 nucleotides long. Lineage: Eukaryota; Metazoa; Chordata; Amphibia; Anura; Ranidae. The record is from the annotation of a GenBank genome assembly.